UGUACAGACAUACAUACGUACAUAAAUAAUAUACAAUACGCAUGAAUAAAUAUUGCAAAUAAUGGAAAAAUUACCCGAGCGUCCAUUAUCUGCGCGCUCCAUGCCGCUUACACCCUCCAGCACGCAUAGCGCAUCACAAACACAACAACAACAACAACAAACCACAAAUUCAUCAAAGUCCUCGUCGCGCCGCACCUCCGGCCAAUAUGUGUACGAAACGUUGCCAUCACCACCACCCGAUCCGCGUCAGAGCGAUAAUAUUUUUCAAUUUCCAAGCAAAACGAAAAAAGAAGGCCUGCCACCUGGCUACCAUACGCUCUUCAAUUAUGUCGAAAGCAAAGAGGAAUUUUAUAAAACACUUUACAAAAUUAUAGCGAACGAUUGUAGCGCAGCGCAUGAGGCGGCGAAUAAACAGCAGCAACAGCAAACACAAUCAUCACAGCACCCGCAACAACAACAACAACACCCGCAACACCCGCAACAACAACAACAGCAGCAGCAGCAACAAAUGCAGCACGAACGUCACGAUGGGGAGCAGACGCGCUGCGCCUACUGUCAGCAUGUCCGCCAGGAGUGCACGCAAUUCAUGGAGCCGCUGCAGAGCCGUUUGGGCAGCAGCUUGUCGGCGUUGCUGGCGGCACACGGCUCCGUGGAGCAGCUAUCGCGUCUCUACGCUAUCUGGGAUAAGUACAUCGACGAGUCAGCGAAGUGGCGACGGCAGCGCGAGUGCCUGAACUAUGCGAAUCUGCUCAAUGAAAAGAUACAAAAUGCCAAAGAGGUGCGUAGUAAGCGCCAACAACACCAACAGCAGCAGCAACACCACCAACAACAGCCACAACAAGAUUACGAGCAAGAGCAAUACUCAGAUACCGAGGCGGAUUUAGAGGAAUCGAUCGCGCUCAUCGAAUCGAUGCUGGGCGAGUCGGCAACAACACCCGUGCCCACAACACCAGCACCUACAUCCUUAAGUUUCGGCAGCUUUUCGGCAUUCGGGGGCGGCGGCAGUAAUCCCUCGUCGAUUAAACGAGGCGCUCUCAAACAACAACGCGAACGCAGCAAAUCGAUGAUGAUUGAUGAUGUCGCAUCUACUUCUGCAGCGACACUGGCCGUACGCGUCGAACAUGAUCGUGAUUCAAAGAGUUCCAGCGCCCUGCCGCACAUGCUGCGUCGCCAGAGUACCUACUCUGAGGGAAAAUCGAAAGUAUCGAAGUGGACGAAGGUCAAGGCAGCAUUCAAAUGGGAGCGCGCUAACGUGCCUGCGUUGGCCGAAGGUGUUGGCAACAGCAGUGUUGUAGUGUACAAUGUUGUGCCAAAUAAAGAUCACACCGCCGCCAGCGUGGGACUGACGCCUGUCAAUAAUGAGGUCGCGAGAUAUUUGCGUGUGCCGUCGUUGCCCGGCCCUGGCGGUGGCAGUUCGGCUGAUAGCAUUUUGAGCUCAUCAUCGGGGCAUCUGCUUAGUGAAACUGGUACGCCAGGCACUAUCAGCUCGGCAAGUUCAAUGGACGAUAUUGAUAGCAAUUGUCGCAGCACGCUGAGACGAGACUCAACCAAGAGCGACAGUCGCGUGAUUGAUGAAAGUCCUUCGUCGCGUCUAUUGGAACGUUCAAAAACCGAUGAUGUUGAAGCCUUGAGCCGCUCAGCCAAAAGCGACAGCAAUAUGAGAACUUCAAUGGCCAAGAAAUCCUCAUCGAUUAAAUCUUUGCGUAGAAGCAAAAAUCAUACCGACUUUGAGGCACUGCCAGAGGAUGUUGUUGCCGAUUUGAAAGGUCCAACACAACGUCGUACAAAGCCACCGCCCAGUCCUUUGAAUCUCAAUUUGAAACAGGACCUCACCGAUUCGGAUUUCUCUUAUUCGCCGUAUUCACUGAAAAGUCCCAAAGAUGGCACGCAAUCUCUGAAUCGUUCGAAGAAAGUUAACUCACCGGGUAAUUCAUCAGUGCCGAGCAGUCCUUCGCGUCAUUCGGACUUCUUUUGUGAAUUUGAGAGCGAAGAUCUAUCGAGUGGCGAUUUCUCGGAACCCACCACACCUAAUCAUUUGUCGCCACAUAAGACUUUUCUCGACGAGAAAAAUGAAAUCAAUCAACGCUACCAGAUGUUACGCGCUAAAUUUGAUAUUGAAUUUGAGGCGAAGCGAAGGGAAUGGGACAAAAUGAGAUCGAACACAAAUGCGUGCAGAGCAAUAGCCUUGAUCACACCACCCAAACCGGAUGAACACCCCCAACACCCGGUCUUUAACAACAAAAUUUCAGCAAAACUUCUAGAGGAAAAUCUCACACCUGAUUUUAAGAAGAAACUACGUAAAUGGCGUGUGAAGAAACAGAUCUCCGUUAGUGGCGCACAUCCCACACAAAUCUCGCCCACUUCACCAGUACGAGAGGGACUUGGUGAUUCAAAACCAAAAAUCGACUGGAAUCUUUGGAAAACAGGACAAUUGAAGUUGGAGGGUCAGGGCUUAAUGCCAUUGCCGGAUCAAAAGGACCUACCGGAAGAGUUCCAAAGAAAGUUGGAACAAUGGAAUAAAUUGAAACAAAGUGGUGGUGUUGGUGGCGCCACAGGGAAUAUUCCAAGCGCACAGGAUUCCAUAAAACGCUCUAACAAACUCACGGAUAGCAUUAAGAAAAGUGCUGAGAGCAAACCGCAUGAUAAGGAUAAACUAGAAAAAUUGGCCAAACUCAAAGCGAUCGUCACCGAUCAUCCCGCCAAGAAGAUCGAAGUGAAGACCUCGGAGGGCGUCAUGAAAUUCGAAGGCAUCUCUCGCAAAUUCACACGGAAACUCUAUGAAUGGGAGAAGGCACGAGGCAUUGGACCAGAAUCGUCAACAUUUGCUUUGCUGCAUCCCGGCUACCGGCCAAUUGUCGUGGAUCGCAUCACAAAGGAAAGCAAUACAAGAGACAAUUCUCUGACACUUGGACGCUCAUUCUCUUUGGAUAGCAUUGCACAGAAUAAUGCCACGCUGCCGGCCAUCUCGCAACAGGCUUCCAGCUUAUCGCUGAAUGAUGUGAACGAUUUAAAGGAGAUCGAUAAUCACGGCAGCUCUGAUGUGCUUGAUGAGCACGAGUACAAGAAAUUUGAGGAACCUGAAGCGGUGAUGGUGGAGGUGGAGGAUCAUAUUGAAGAGACCGCAUCUCCGUUGGUAACCGCACACACACUAAUUGAACAACAAACACCGAUUUAUAAAUAUGAGGAAGGCGCUUGCAGUGAUUAUUGUAAUACGCGACGAGUGCAGAGUUUCGAGUCAUACACCAACUUGGCUCCUCUCCUGUCCGUGCUACAACGUACAGAAGAGACCUUUGCAAAUCUGAAACGUUCCUCUACAGAAUUGUGUGAAAAUGUCGAGCUGCGCCAAUGUGAGGCGAUGCUCACGUAUAUUCGGAACAUUUAUCCUUACUACUCGGAUAAUCUGAUGAAACCAAGCGUUCUGAAUGCCAUAUCGGAUGUACAAAGCGAGUUGAGUAGAAUUGGCGAUCUGUGUGAAAAAUGUCCACUCGAUGAGGCCUGUUGUCAGGAGACGAUAGAAGAACGUUGCUACGAAUACAAUGAAGAGUUGAAAGGCUUGAAGGAAUCCCUGUUUUUACUUCGAAGAAGUAUACACGGCAGCUCAACUCCAUAUCCACGCGAUAUCGUGCCGGACAUAAGUAUCACCUCAGUUGACGUUCAAAACGUUGCUCCAGAUGACUCCAAAGAUCACAUAUCAACUACCCUCGAGGCAACGGAUGAAUGGAGUGCAUCACAUGCUGAAAACGACGAAGAGGCUGAGACCACAAAAGUAUCACAACGCACGCAGUACCCAAAUAGUAAUGGUGCUAACAGCGCGAUGGUUAAGAAGAAACUACGGCUACGCAAAACUGGUUCACGGCAGAACAGUAAAACCGAGAGCGAUAGCAGUGAUGCCGACACACACAGCGUGCUAGAGACACCCCGACGUAUUAAGCGCAAGAACUUUCGUCUCAAACAGCGUUCAUUCGAUGACGACUAUCGUCGAGUGGAAGAAACAGCGGGGGAAGAUAUCGUCUAUGUGCUGAAAGUUAAGCCAGGUCAUCCGAUUGAACAGUGUGAGAAUGUGGUUGGUAUGGAACGCUGCUCUUCCGAUACCAACAAUUACCGACCGAAAGGUGGUAGCGAAAAAUGUCUUUUAGCGACCGCCACAGUCGUGCAGAGACGGCCACCGUUCGAUGAUAAUGUUGAUGUAAAUGAAAAUUUAAAUUUUAAUCAAAAUGAAAAUGUGUUUGUAAAAACUAAGCGGAAAUUAUUCACCGCAGUCGCGGAACCGAGUGCUAUCGGUGGUAUAACUGUUAUUGAGCGAGAGCUCGUGCAGACACCAACUGAAGAGGACGGAGCAGUCACCGAUGCCUCACUAUCCGAGACUGAGCCAACGACGUUGAAGGCAGCAGAAACGGUUGACUCCGACACAACAACAGAAGUGGGUAGUCUGACACCAAAACGUUCCAAUUCAACUUGCAAGUCAUUGAGUCAGAGUGAUAUGCGUGCUCCCGAAUACGAAUAUGAGGAUGAGCGCAAGUGUCAAAGUGCUGAGAAAUUAGCAACACCAGCUAAAAAGCUGGCUAAGGAAGUGCGUCCGCCGCUUGCCUCCGAUAGUUUUCGUGUUAUUAACAAAAGCUGCAACAGUCUAAUGCGUGAAUCGGCUAGUCCGGCUAAAAUUAAUAUGAUUGCAAUGCAUCUUCCAGGCAGUAGUUCCACGGAUGUGCGCAAGGAGCACCGCUUUAGGAAGAACACCGAACGGUCAAAUCAUCACAUACCCUUUUCGAAAUCACAAAGUGCGACUAUAAAGAAAAUUGAGACUAAAAUUGCGAAAACACAUUCGGGUGCCUCCAUCGGUGAUCCAUCUUCACCGCAAGCCCGCUUCACACCCGACCGCAUCGACAACACAAUACCACGUAUUGCGCGCAAACUCGAACGGAAAUCUCUCACACCUACCAGUAUGCCGCCACUACAUUUCGAUUUUCCAGUGCCAUACAACUCGGAGCCCACAACACCACUGCAUGCGCCGACUCAAGAAGCACCACGCACACCACUCUCGGAACGAGCUUUACGCAUACAAAGGGCCAAAGAGGAAUUCCUUCAAGGCAAUGGUGCGCUUGCUCAAUCACAAAUGGAAGUUAAGCGUCGCGAUGACAUUGUACGCAAUGAAACCUGGGAGCAAUAUCGGCGUAGCGAUUACAGUAUCAACUCGUUGACGGGUGAGCAAAGCGAUUUGCCAAAAAGUUUCAGUGUUGGCACAAUUACCGGCGGCUCGUACACUGAAACUCCUACACACUCGGACACCGGCACCGAUCUGGACAGCAGUGUUUACGACUCACUGCCACGUUCAGUCAGCCGUUCCGGCAAAAUAUCCAGUAAACUGGGUUUCGCAACACUCGCCUCGAAAUUUCGACGUGGUAAGGGUAGUAAAAAAGGCAAAGACGCACCCAAAACAGAACCAGACUCAGCAGUGAAAAGUAAUAAGGCACUCUCCGCGCUAUGUCGGCAGACUCUAAUGGCCGACGUUAUAGCUGUGCCACAGCUGGCCAAUGAGUGUGUUCACGAAACUGUGCAGAAGUCACAGUCUUCGCCUCAAGCAGGUAGAGGCUUUAGCAGUGUCGGUGGUGGCCAAAACGCCUACAUCGGUGGCGGCAGUGAUCGACGCCAAUUAGAACCUUUAAAUAAGUCGCAAAGCGAACAAUAUGUGAGACGUCACAAGGAGAGCAUUGUCUAGUCAAGAAAUAAGUCUUAUCUGUCUGUGAAUUAUCCAAGGAUUUUCAAACCAAAAUUAUUCUAAAUUCAAUUUUUAAUUAUGUAUGUACACAUAUACAGCCUAUAUUUAAUGUAACCUUUAAUUUUUUGUGUGUAAGCAACGAUUGUAUUGAGAUUAUUUAGUGAUUCUUAUUUCUGUUAUACUUAUUAACCGUUGUAUGCCGUUACAGGGGAUACAAAUCCGAAUGUAUAGAGAAGUUGUAAUAUAAAGAGAUUUUUAUAUGUAUGUAUGUGUUGAAAAUAA
Messenger RNA from Ceratitis capitata (Mediterranean fruit fly), 5995 nucleotides. RefSeq lists its product as uncharacterized. Lineage: Eukaryota; Metazoa; Arthropoda; Insecta; Diptera; Tephritidae. The transcript is spliced from 14 exons. The record is from RefSeq and is a predicted model, not a curated record. Bases 62 to 5713 code for a protein of 1883 amino acids.